GCGCAUAGGACCUAGCACCGUAACAGCGCCUAUGGAGACCUAUCAAACGCUACCUGCAUGACGAAAAAUUACAUGUCUCAUAAUGUGAACUUAGAAUGAAUUGAAAACAUGAACAGGAAAGCGAGACAACUAGUCUUACCGGACACAUUUACUUGCAUCAGAUACAUCAAAUUUAUACAAAUCUCUUUGGAAACGAACUGAAUAACUUUAAUCAGGGCUGUAAAUGCCUAGUGGUUGUGAUGGCACGGAAAGGGAGUGCAGAAAAACCAAUCCCUCGACACACUCGCGUUGAUGACGAGUCAUUUAUCUGGCAGAGUUAUGACCUAGGUAUACAGAUCGGAGAGGGAACCUUUGGAAAAGUGUUCAAAGUACAGCACAAAGCUACUGGUGAAUAUUGGGCUAUGAAAGUCGUCAACAGAGAAAAGGCGGGCCAUUCAGCUGUUACGUUGUUGGAAAGAGAAGUAAACAUUCUGAAGAAAGUCUCGCAUGAAAAUAUCAUCAGUCUAAAUGAAGUAUUUGAAACAGGAAAAAAAAUGUAUCUUGUGAUGGAGUUAUGCGAGGGCGGUGAGUUGGCCGACGCCCUCAAGGACAAGAAAUCUUACGAUGAGGCCGACACCAAAGUUAUAGUAAAAAAGCUAGCUAGUGCAAUCUCAUACCUACAUAAAAUUGAUAUAGUACAUAGAGAUUUGAAGCUGGAGAAUAUUUUACUGAGUCAGAACCCAGAUGAUCCACAUGACAAACUACAUAUAAAGGUUACAGACUUUGGACUUUCAGUAGAGAAGGGCGGUGUAGGACAGGACAACAUGAUGCAGGAUUUCUGUGGAACACCUAUAUAUAUGUCUCCAGAAAUAAUAGAUAACAAAACAUACAGUCAGCAGUGUGAUAUAUGGGCCAUGGGCGUCAUAGUUUAUAUAUUAUUGUGUGGCUCCCCACCAUUCCGUUCUAAAGAUGAGGACACACUGUAUGAUAUGAUAAAGCGAGGAGAGAUUGAUUUCUCUGGAGAAGUAUGGAAAGGCAUUAGUGAAGAAGCCCAAGACUGUAUAAGAGGCAUGCUGAAAGUAGACCCGGCUCACAGGAAAACAGCUCGUGAGGUGUUGAACCAUCCAUGGAUAACUGGUAAAGUUAGUGAUGGCAAUCAUCACAAUGUCCUGGAGAUGAUGAAAAUGUGGAAAGAUGAACUGAAGGUGGAGGAGGGACAAAACAGUGCAAUACGUAAUGGUGAAGAAAGCCCUGAGACUACGGACGAAACAGAUGGAGGCACAACCAGCCCAGUUAUCCAGGAUCAAGCACCACAAAGCAGUUCAAAUAAGGCCAAUGGCAAGGCAACACAUGACGGCACGUCUAGAAAGGGAUCUGGUGGAACUAAGAAGUCUGGAGUCGGGAGUAAACCUGUAUCCAACUCGAGUCGACCCAACAGCCAGUCCUUGAACCCACCCAAAGCUGGACUCAUGCCAGGCUCAAGGAACUCUGUGGGAUCGGGAUCCAAAUCCCCCUCCCAACAAAAAUUCUCGAAUACACCUACCAAUAAAGGUGUGACUAAUACCAGCAGGGUAGGGGCUGGACAAGCAGCUCCCAGGGGGAGAGGGACCAGGAAAUAGUCGGACACAUCUAGCUCAGUUGGCAUUGCGAUUCAUAUCGUUCAUGGUGGACAAAGAUACACCAAGACUAGAAUAUGUUUUAAUGUGUUUUUACCGCUGACUGGAAGUUGGUUGGAUGGCCGUGUUACAUGUAGAACAUUUGAAAAUUGUAUGAAUGGAAUGAGCAGUUUUGAUUCUGACUUUUUAUUGGACAACACUGGAUGUGAAGUUAGACCUGAACAAAUAACUGGCCAAUAUACAGAAUUGCACUAGGAUUGGUGUAUUUUGUCUUCUUUUUGUUUUCUUACACAAACUCAAGUUUGUGUUUGAUGUUUUCCAUGUCCUGUUCAAACUUAUUUUGUUUGUUUUAUUCAUUCCUUGAAAAUAUUAUACAUUGUAUGUUAUUAUGAUAGAAUAUUGAUUUACAAAUUAUUUCUAAAGUAUUUGUUGCUUAGUAUCAUUCCAAAAUACAAAGUAUGAACAUUUUUAAUUUAAUUCAGUACUUUUAUAUUUUGCUUAAAAUUGUAUCAACUUUUUUUCACAGAAUAAUGUUUCUCUUAUUGAACAGAAUUAAAAACAGUUUAGCUGAGCUCUUCAUCCAAAACAAUUUCACUAUUGAAAUUAUGUUCCCAAUUCUUUUUGCCUGCUAAUGUGCCAAAAUAUUACUGUCUUUUCAGUUUAACUUUAUAUAUUUUAUCAAUAUCAUUUCAAAUUGAUGAGUCUGCAGUUCAUACUUUAUAGUUGUUUUAUUUUUUUUUCAUUAGUGGCUGUGCCUUUUGUCAUAUAAACAUUAAUUUACACAUUGACAAGUGACUGCUCAAACUUGUUGACAAUGUUUUUUUUCUUUUUCUCCCUCUUUUAUUUAAUAGUUUAACACAUGUAGUAUUAGAAGGGGGUAGUGCCUGGCCUUAAAUAUUGAAUAUGGUAUUUAUGAGCAGAAUUUCAUCAGGUAACUUAAUUCCUGUAAAGCUUUAAACAUGUUAUUCUAAACUCUGGACAAAGGAAAAUUACUUCACUAUAAUAAUGAUGUGUCCGUUGAAAUAAUUGAAUGACAUGCUACUAGUAAAAUUCAUGAAAUUAUAAACCAAAUACCAAUACCUUGCUUUCUGUUUGGUUGUUAAUUAUUAUACUCUGACAUAUUAUUCUGUCUUUAAUUUCAGUUUUAUAUUCAUUUUAUGAUGAAGACAAAGUAAUCAUUAAGAAAUACACAUUUAUUACUACAAAUGUUUUAAUGCUUAUUUCCCUAUUUUGAAAUAUUAAACCAAAAUAACAUUUUAGUAAAUUAAUCUAUUAUUUGGCUAUAUUCACAGAAUUAGCUUGUUUUUUCCCUCCUAGAUUUUACACUGUUCUGACUAAACUUACACGUAGCUGAGAAUUAUUUUUCUCUUUUUAGUAAGUGAAUUUGAAUUGAAAUUGCAUGUGUACAGUAUUUACAGGAGAAAACAUAUUUCAAUAGAAAAUGUAGGAUAAAAAGAUGCUAUUUUUUUUUUUGAAAAACCCAGAUUGAUAACUGUCAAACAAUAGGACUAGAAGGCAAGCUGUGCUAAACUGGUUUAUGAAAAUUAUAUUGGAAUCACUGUCUCGUGGUUGAUGUAUAAUUGUAUGAAAUGUGACGACAUAAUCUGUUGGUAUACUAGUGUUCAUUCAAGUGCUCCACGAUUGUUAAUACCUAUGCAAUCUGUAUCAUAAUGUCAGUAUUUUGUGUGGUGUGUUCUUGAUAGGAAUGACAUGCAUUCUGAUGGGAAACUAAUGUUUUGGCAUUUAAUACUUAAAUAUACAAAAGAUACUUUAACUUUGUAUCAACAGUAAUCUAAUUUUGGUAUAUUCAUUUUAUCAUUAAUGAAUUAUAUCAACUAAUUGAAAGAGAUACCAUGGAAGAUGUUUUUGUCUACUCAUUAUAGAGUAAUGCUCUGGUAAUUAUAAUUACUUUUCCAAAUAAAUAGUGAAUUACCAUGUAUGAAUCAAAUUCAUCAGAAACCAUAACCUUUUGGAUUAUUGAUUUUUCUCAGUUAUCUCCCUUUCAAAUUAUUUAACGAACUAAUGUUAACAAUUAAACAUGUACUGUUUACCUUUCAAAGGCAAUCUCUUAAAUGUACAUGAUCAUCCUGGCUGGUGUUGAGGAUCUUUGAAGAUUGGAACUUUUUUUUUUUAAAGUAGGAAAGUUAUCUUUCUAGUGAUUGGCGAUAUAUGAUUGCUUUACGUAGAAACUACCGGUAAUCCGUCCCUUUGAUUAAUGAUUUACAAAGUAACAAUGAGAUCUAUAUAUUUUCCGUCCUUAAAAUUCCUGGCCAUUUUUUUUAUGAUGAACAGGUUCGUAAGAAAUUCUUUAUGUAUUUAUCAUGUUGAUUAAAAAGUGCCAGCCUAAGCAAAUCUUCUUCAAAACUAAUUGUCGAUCAUAUUGUCUAAAGAAAGAAAGAGAGAGAGAGAAAAAAAACAAAUUAAAAAGCUAGGCUUUUAGCAGGAAAAAAACGAUGCUAUUCAAAUGCAAUUUUGAUUUUUUUUUUUCAAUAUACAUGUAAUAGCCAUGUGAAUGGUGAAACAUUGGUAAAAUUCCAGCUCACUAUUUAACUGUUUAGAAAAGUAUCUUAAUCUGUUUAAUUUUCUCUUUGGUUGACAAUAAUUUCUCCUGAUCCAAAGUGCCAACUUGAUCUACAGAAAACUGAUCUAUACAACACUCGCCUCAAACAUAGUGAAUCUUAAUGCUGGUUGAAAUUGAAAUCUCAUUAACAUGAACAUCAAGAUCACUUUUAUGUCACAAAAAUAUUCUUGCCAAAUGAAUCUGACAAAAUAUUUGUUUCUGUGUGAUUUCAGAACAUUUAGUUAUCAAGUCAGAUAAAUAAUAUCACAAUUUUUAAAUGUACCUGGGUAUUUUUGAUUGUGGUAUAUUAAGUUAUUUUAACUUUAAGAUGUAGUGAUUAGUACAAUCAUAACAGCCAACUCGUUGAUUGAUAAUAUAUUUUCUUUUUUUUUUCUCAAAAACAUUCGUAUUUUCCUUUUUUUUAUAUAUAUAUAUAUAUAUAUAUAUAAUUUAGGGUUGGAAUCAUAUUGUUACAAUAAUGAAAAUUAAGUUUAAAAAGUUAGAAUUGUUAAGAUGAUUGCUGAUACUUGUAUUAAUAAAAUAUACAUCGUUUUAAAGAGGUAGAAAAUGUACAUUACUGCUGAUUUACUUGUGAAUAUCGACUGCUGUACUGUUUGGAAUGUUUAUUGUAUAACACAUAAGAUUUUUUUUAUUGUUGGCAAAUCACAUUGGUGAAGUUAUUCAAUAGAAAAAUGAUUGCUAACUGUAAAAGUAAUUAUUCUAUUGUCAUUUUAGCAUUUUAGAUUUUGUGAGAUGUUGAACUUUACUUUUUGAAGACUAACAUUUGAAACAGAAUUAUAGCUAUAUUUACAAUGUAUAUACAAAAACACAAUAGCAAAAAUCUCAUACAUUGAAAAAUAUCAACAUUAUCUAUGAACACCUCAAAAAUCCACACCACAAAGGUUUCACAUCCAAAGUAUUAUAUUAAGAUGUCUCUUUUGAAUAUUUAAGAAUAAGAAUUUAAAGGAAUUUUCUUCUUCAACUUGAUGAGUAAAUAAUAAUAUUCUAUUAAUAGAUUUUGCCUUUGGUGGUAUUCCAGUCAUUUCCACCUUGCACACAUGCAGCGUAUCAUUCAUUAUACAUGCAUACUAUUAAUUAGUUUUACAUGAUUUUGUAUUAAUGUGCAAUUAUUUUUUUUCAGAGCAUUCUUCAUGAAACAUAUAAUUUUUUUAACUUAUUUUUUGAAAAUGAUACUUUAAUAGAAUAUUUUUAUCCAUAAUUUGCAUUCACAGAAAAUCAUUUGAAAGUUGUGAAAUUCAACUCCAUGUAAACCAAUAUUUUAUAACAUAACAAAGAUAGCCCCCAAAUGUUAUCCGAGUUUAGUCUUCAUAAGAAACAAAAUUUUAAGACAGAUUUAAUAUUUUAGGAAUAAAUAGAACUAUCCUUCAGGAAUAUUGAGUUUAAUCUGAUAAUUUCAAAACUAUUUUGUGAAAGCUAAAAAAUAACAUUGAAAAUUAUAUGUUGUGUCUAGUUUUAUUUGUGAAAACUAGAAAAUGACACUUAAUCUUUGCAAUGCAAUAACAUAAUUAUCAAUUUCAUUUAAAAUGUUAGGGCCUUUUUUGUUAAUUUUAUACCACCCUUGUGGUUUGUGUAAAUAUCUGUAGACAAGUUGUCUUCCUCCCAGUCAGGUUCUCGGAUAGAUGAUAAGAAUGUGUAAACUAAUGUCAUCAUCUGUUAUAAUGUCUGUUGGCUCAUUCGUAGGCUUGUCCACGGCAUCAUUAGGAAUCAGAAGUCUUCAAGAGACAUCAUUGAAGGAUAUCAGCCUCACUCUGUUAGACUUUGUAUGUAUAUAGCUAACGGAUGUCAGCACAGCCCCUUUGACUUCACUUAAGGGUUAAAGUUAUACUUUAUGCAUAUGAAUAUGUAGUAUAAUUUGAUAUGCAGGUCGUAGGUGAGGAGUUGUGUCAUUGUUUUGGGUAUAUUUGUCACUGCUGGUGCCAAUUUAUGCAAGUUCUAUGAGACAAAAUGAUGAAAGUUAUUUGUGAAUGUGUUUUAAAAUGUUCCUAUUAUGUUGUAAUUUUUUAAGCUCACACCAUUUCAUUUUUAGUUUCAUUUGGUUUUGUCUUCGUACGUCCUGUGACUAUGCCUUUUUUUUUAAAUUACCAGUUUAUACGUUCAACAUGUAAACAAUAUUUUUUGACAUGUAGCUCCAGCUCUCUGAUAUUGGAAAAUAACUCAACACCAACCUACCGUUAGACGUUUUUAUUCUUCUGUCUCUUUUGCAAAGCACACAGCAAAUCAUGAUUGAUGGAACAAGAUUUCCCCAGAGUCAUGACAUAAUAUUUAUUUUUGGUCAGCUGAUUUUAACAGAAAAGUUAUUUAAGUAAAAAAGAAAGGUGCAUCACAAUUUCAUUGAAAUGGUGAAAGUGUAAAAUUUGUAUUUUGAUAGAUUUUAUCUAAGAUUUUGUGACAAAUGAAAGCUUUAAAGCUAAUUAAAAAACUAGAUUAGAUUUUGUAAACAAUUUCAAACAUUUCCUGUUUCAGAGAACCAAUAAGAUUUCCCUUUGUAUUUGUGGAGUAACUAUGUAUGGCUGAUAGAAAUGUAAAACAGUAUGUGUUAUCAUUUAUAGGGUGUUGGAAAGGCAUUGUCCAUGUGGCAGUGUUCUGUCUACAACAUAAUGUGUGUUUACCUGUGAUACAAAGCACAGUUCGCUUCCAUCAAUAUAUAUAUACAUAUAAUAUAAUGUGUAGUUCGGGUGUGCAUUCAUUCAGAUUUAAAACAAUUCAUAUAUAUAGUUG
Molecule: messenger RNA, 6894 nt
Organism: Pecten maximus
Lineage: Eukaryota; Metazoa; Mollusca; Bivalvia; Pectinida; Pectinidae
Product: myosin light chain kinase A-like
Exons: 12
Coding region: 240-1598 (452 amino acids)
Biological process (GO): protein phosphorylation
Molecular function (GO): protein kinase activity; ATP binding
Source: RefSeq, a predicted model, not a curated record